Molecule: messenger RNA, 696 nt
Organism: Salvia hispanica
Lineage: Eukaryota; Viridiplantae; Streptophyta; Magnoliopsida; Lamiales; Lamiaceae
Source: RefSeq, a predicted model, not a curated record
AUGCAGGGGUGUCUAGAUGCCUUAGAUGGAACGUAUAUCAACGUACGAGUUCCUAUUGCUGACGCACCUCGAUAUCGAAACAUAAAAGGCCACAUCACCACAAACACACUAGCCGUAUGUGACCCACAUCUUCGCUUUGUUUACGUUCUGCCUGGAUGGGAGGGAUCUGCAGGUGAUUCAAGGAUUUUACGUGAUGCAAUAAGUAGACCAUUAGAACUCAAAGUGCCAAAAGAAUGUUACUAUCUUUGUGACAAUGCAAAUGCGAACGCCGAAGGAUUUGUGACGCCGUAUAAAGGAGUCCGUUAUCAUCUGAAGGAAUUGGGUUUUGGCACGCAUGCACCUCAAACGCCCGAUGAGCUGUUUAACUUGAGACACACCAAGGCUAGAAAUAAAAUCAAGCAAUCGUUUGCCGUGUUGAAGAUGCGAUUGGGUAUACUCCGAUCUGCAAGUUUCUACCCGAUAGAGGUUCAAACAGGCUUGAUUAUCACAUAUUUCCUACUUCACAAUUUCAUUUGUGGUCAAAUGGAGGUUGAUCCGAUCGAGGCAGAGUUGGACAACCAAGACGACGAUGAGACUGAAAUGGAGCACGAGCAACCGGUUGGUGAUCAUAUUAAUAGUAUGGAACCUUCAGCAUCGUGGAAUAAGAAAAUGGAUGACCUUGCGAGAGCUAUGUGGGUUGAGAGAAAUAAUAUGUAA